Silurus meridionalis is the source of this 3136-nucleotide messenger RNA. RefSeq names its product DEAD (Asp-Glu-Ala-Asp) box helicase 24 (gene ddx24). Gene Ontology annotation, molecular function: ATP binding; RNA helicase activity; nucleic acid binding. The record is from RefSeq and is a predicted model, not a curated record. NCBI's taxonomy places the organism in Eukaryota, Metazoa, Chordata, Actinopteri, Siluriformes, Siluridae. Gene Ontology annotation, cellular component: nucleolus.
CAGCCAACAAACUCUCAACACCUCUGGGAACUCAUCAAGAUUGUUGUAAAACCAUUCCAGGUCACUACUAAGAGGAGGCUACUUUGAAGAAUCGAAAAUAAAAAAAAACAUUGUUUUAUUUAGCACGUUUUGGUUUCUUACAUAAUUCCAAUUUAUUCAUAGUUUGGAUGUAUUCACUAUUAUUGUACAUAUGAUGAAUAUAUACUAAAAAAUACAUAAAUGAAAAACACUGAAAGGGAUGGUAUGUUCAAACUUUUGACUUGACAUUUUUGGGAGAACAUCAGAAGCGUUUUUCGUGAAGACCUGGCAACCUCGACCCCUGUCGCCAUUGCUACAGCAAGCGCCCUCGUGUAGCGCAUGUGCACGAGGAAUAGCUUUCUGUGUUAUAGCUUAUUACAAAAGUGAGCAUUUUGAUAAAGAACGAUGAAGACCAAAGGCGUGAAGGCGACAAAGCGCUUUGGACCUUCCAAAAGAGGGAUCCUAGUAAAGGGCAAAUGGAAGGCCGUGGAGCUCGAUCCUAGCAUUUUUGCACAUGAGACCUUGGGAGAAGUGGUGUGUUUUGAGGAACUCUCAAAUUAUUCCCUGGUUGACUCUAAAAAGGCCGGAGUCAUCCCUGGGCUCUUGGAGGACAAAAAGAAGAAAAAAAAGAAGAGGAAAGCCACUGAGGUGGAGGAACAUGCUUUAGAGGAAGAUCAGGACGAAAUGAAACAUCUGUCAUCCAAAGAGUGUCCUGCGAAGAAGAGAAAAAAGAAAACGAAGCAGUAUAAGAGUGAUGAUGAGCUCACUGAUGAUGAGCGUGAACACAUGGAGAGUUUGGCUGAUGAAGGAGAGAGUGAAACACUACAAGACUCUGAUGAGUACACUGAGCUUCCUGCAGAGACAACACAAAAGACCAAGAAGAAAAAAAAGAAGAGAAGGAAAAAGAAAGCUACAGAAAAAUCAUUGACUGAUAAUAAAGUAGACCCUGCUAAUGUUGUUCUGGUUCCAUCUAAAAGUAAAUCCAAGAACUGGGCGGAUUUGUCGAAACCAGCAGGUCAGGACGCCGAUGUAUCGGCAUGGAAAGAUCUCUAUGUACCAGAGCCUGUGCUAAAGGCACUGAGCAAACUUGGAUUUUCUGCACCUACACCAAUUCAAGCUCUUGCUCUUCCUCCGGCAAUUCGAGAUCACCUGGACAUUCUUGGUGCAGCAGAAACAGGAAGUGGAAAGACUUUGGCUUUUGGAAUUCCGAUCAUCCACAGUAUAUUAGCGUGGAAGGAAACCCUUGACAGUAAAAACGCCAGUGAGGAACAGUCUGAUUCUGUUGCAGAGGUGCAUAGCAUUUACUUGCCUUCAGUCACAGUUUUAAAUGAUGAACGAGAUGAAACGAAUCCUACAGAGGAUGAAGGUAUCGUGAGUGGUGAAAAGGAGGAUGACGAUUGCGGUUCCGCUGAUGACCGUCAUUGUCAAGAUGAAGAUGACGUACCAGGCGAUGAGGAAGAUGCACUCCAAGGCAAGAGCUUUACAACAAAGAAAGAAGAAAAAGACGACAGAAAACAGCCUUUGCUUGGACUUGUUCUUACUCCGACCAGAGAACUAGCAGUGCAAGUCAAGCAUCAUAUUGAUGCUGUAGCACAGUUUACAGAUAUUAGGACUGCUCUUUUGGUGGGCGGGAUGGCACCGCAGAAACAAGACAGGAUGUUAAAACGCAGGCCAGAGAUUGUUAUCGCAACACCGGGGCGUCUGUGGGAGAUGAUUCAGGAUAAACAUCCUCAUCUGUGCAACCUAAAGCAGCUCAGGUGUUUGGUCAUUGACGAAGCUGAUCGCAUGGUUGAAAAAGGUCAUUUUGCUGAGCUUGAGAAUCUACUGGAAAUGCUCAGCACAUCCCAGUUCAACCCGAAGAGACAGACCUUUGUGUUCUCCGCCACACUGACCAUGAUCCACAGCCUCCCUUCUCGAGUGCUACACAAGAAAGGAAAGAAGCUGGACAGCGGCAAACUGGAGCUGCUAAUGGAAAAAGUAGGGAUCAAAGGCAAGCCUAAAGUGAUCGACCUCAGCAGGAAAGAAGCCACAGUGGAGACGCUGACUGAAACCAGGAUCCAGUGUGUCGCGGAGGAGAAAGAUUAUUACCUCUACUACUUCCUGCUGCAGUACCCUGGGCGCACUAUGGUGUUUGCCAACAGCAUCGACUGCAUCAAGAGGCUUAAUUCUCUGCUAACUAUUUUGGACUGCACCCCACUGCCACUGCAUGCUAACAUGCAUCAGAAACAGCGACUGAAAAACUUGGAGAGAUUUGCAGAGAGGGAGAGCUGUGUCCUUCUCACAACGGAUGUUGCUGCUCGAGGGCUGGACAUUCCAGAUGUCCAGCAUGUCAUCCACUAUCAGGUCCCCCGCACUUCUGAGACGUAUGUCCAUCGGAGUGGGCGUACUGCUCGUGCUGCAAAAGAGGGUCUCAGUUUGCUUCUGAUUGGUCCAGAUGAUAUGAUGAACUAUAAGAAAAUCUAUAGGACGCUGGGCAAGGAUGAGGAUCUUCCGAUGUUUCCAGUUCAGAACAAAUGCAUGACUGCCAUUAAGGAACGUGUCGAUGUGGCAAGAAAAAUAGAAAAGAUUGAAUUCUACAACAGCCGACAAAAGCAGCACAAUUCCUGGUUUAGACAAGCGGCAGAGGAAAUGGACAUAGACCUUGAUGAUGACAUGCUUUUGGGAGGAGGCAGGGAUGAAGAGGAUGAAACAGAGCAACAGAAACAUGUGAAAGGCUUAAAGAAACACCUGAAGCACCUGCUGUCCCAGCCAGUCUUCAAAAUCUACAUGAAGACUAAAUACCCUACUCAGAUGGGGAAACUUCAUCUGCCAGAGCUCAUGUUGACACAAGAAACAGCUCUCAUCAGUGUGACGAAAGAAAAAGACAAAAGCAAACAGAAGAAACGAAAAUGAAAACAGCAGAUCUAGUCAUAUUUUAAUGUAAAGGUUGAUGUAAUUCUUUUAUACAAAAUGGCAAGAUACAUGAACUGUCUAUGCAUUUUCCUAUUACAUUUGUCAACCUUAACAGAAAAGUGUAAAGAUUAUUUUUGGCCAUUUACAUGAUUUAAAAAAAAAACAUUGGCUUGUGCAAAAUGUUGGUCAUCCAUAAAUUGUUCCAGCCUGUUGGGUCCAAGCAUUA